AUGUCCUUUUCAACUCAGAACAGCACCGUGGGUACAUUAGCCAGAUGGAAUCCACGAACAGGUCAAACCAGUCACCCAAGCAGCAUCGACAGCAAUGAAGAAGUCUACGUUGGACGUGACAGCAAGCGAUGCCAAUAUGUCAUCGACGAUCCCUUCAUAUCGAACAAGCACCUACGCAUAUACACCAUCCUCUUCGAUCGCGAAAACCCAAGCGAAGUGGCUCCUCUAGUGUACGUUCAAGAUCUAUCGAUGAAUGGCACAACGUGGAACAAUUACCGGAUGGGGGAAGGAAGUGGUAGUUUUCUGCUGAGCCAUGGGGAUAAGUUGAAGUUGACACCGGAUAUUCACCUCAUCUUUCUGUCUGAGGAGUAUAAGGAGGAUAAGGGCUUUGAUAUGUUGCAGAAAGUUGAGAUGAAGGUCUUCCAGGAUCAGUACGUUAUCACACCGCGCAAACUAGGUUCCGGGGCGUAUGGACGAGUCCAUAUGGCAUACAUCAAGAAUAAUGGUCAGCAGCUUGCGUGUAAAGUCGUCGACCUUCGGGCCAUGAGGGAGAGAGCCACAAAGGAAAUCGAAGAACAAAAAUUGAAGUUCUUCAGGAAUAAGUGGCAGGCGUCGAUGGUCAAGAGCGAUGGCGGUGAGCGUGCAGAUGUCAUUGCCGUUCGUGGACUAGAGAAUUAUCUUUCGAAGAAAGUUCAGGAAAAGCUGGACAUCUAUCACCGCGAGGCUAAAGUGUUGGAGAACUUGAGCCAUCCCAACAUCAUCAGCGUGGAGAAGGUGAUAAAGUCCAGCAAUACUAUUUAUCUCUUCCAAGACCUCAUCACGGCAGGCGACUUGUUCUCCUUCAUCCAGUAUAAAGGCGGAAAGCUAAGUGACAUCGAGUCUGCGGUGGUAGUCAGACAAGUCCUCAUGGCACUGGACUACCUCCAUGACCGAGAUAUCGUGCAUCGAGAUCUCAAACCGGACAAUAUCCUCAUGACAUCUCUCGCAGACGGGGGUCGAGUGGUUCUCACGGAUUUCGGUUGUGCCAGACUCGUGAAGCCUAUGGUUGAGCGAAUGUCGACGAUGAUUGGCACAUUUGAAUACAGCGCUCCGGAAGUCCUCCAAUCCAACCAAAAGGGCUAUACGAAAGCCGUGGAUCUCUGGUCCCUGGGUUGCGUCACGGCUAUACUCCUUACAGGCGACUCUCCCUUCCGAGACCCACGAAACUUGAAUGAUCCUGCACAACCGCCGCAAGACGGCGACUUCGAGAGACUCAAACAAGACAUGGAGUGGCACCAUGUCGGAACGCGUGCGAGAGACUUUGUCCGGCAACUCCUUGUACUCGACGAGACGAAGCGGAUGAGCGUGAAGCACGCGCUACGACAUUCAUGGUUUACAAACAGAGCUCAUAAGCGCGAAUUUGAAGCUUUGUACAGACGAUCGAUUAGAGACUGGAAACCUCGAGCGCAUCAAGGUCCGUUGAUUGUCGAUUUGUGCAGCCUUAUUGAGAUUCGCAAGACUCGCGAGUUGUACCAUGCUAAUGCGGUCGAUGCUUGCGUGGAGAGGAGGGGCCAACUAUUCCAUCGGCCGCCUUCAUUCUCUGAGAACCCAUCACAAGACUCCUUGUCUACCGAAAGCGCGACGGCUCUUGAACGCCCGCUUUCUCCUACUCUGUCGGACCCGGAUCUCCCAACACACAAAAGGACCAGAAAUGAAAGUUUUGAAUUGGGCGACUUAUCGUAUUACUAUCAGAAGCAACAGCCAGACAUGGAAUUUAGUGCGCAAAGCAUCAUUCCCAAACUACCUGUAGUCUCAACCACAGGCAAGAACAGAAGAAACGCCCGGCGCCCCUUUACAGGUGAUACCCACACGAUUCCCAUAAAGAAGCGAGUUCAAGACCCGUGGGAGGUGCCUGAAGAUGAAGUGUACGAAGAAGUUAGCAAUGCAAUGACUGGUAAGCGUCAGCAGGUCGCUUAUGGAUCGACUGUCGUCGCAAGAGCUGCGCAGUGGACCUAA
Molecule: messenger RNA, 1995 nt
Organism: Aspergillus chevalieri
Lineage: Eukaryota; Fungi; Ascomycota; Eurotiomycetes; Eurotiales; Aspergillaceae
Product: FHA domain-containing serine/threonine-protein kinase
Exons: 6
Coding region: 1-1995 (664 amino acids)
Biological process (GO): protein phosphorylation
Molecular function (GO): protein kinase activity; ATP binding; protein binding
Source: RefSeq, a predicted model, not a curated record